Molecule: messenger RNA, 804 nt
Organism: Adineta ricciae
Lineage: Eukaryota; Metazoa; Rotifera; Eurotatoria; Adinetida; Adinetidae
Source: the annotation of a GenBank genome assembly
AUGCUCACUGAUAUGAUUUGGUAUAUUCAUUUUUACCAAACCAAUUCAUCAUUAGCUUCAACACCGAUGUUCUGUCAAAUAUGGGCAUAUGUAGAUAUAGCUGGAUUUGUUUCAAUAGUAGAUCUAACAGCAUGGGCAGCAGUUGAACGUCAUAUUCUUAUUUUUCAUCAAAAUCUCAUCUCAACACAAUUAAAACGCUUUGUUUUUCAUUAUUUACCAUUGAUUAUCUUCAGUAUUUAUCCAUUAAUAUUCUUUUUCGUUGUCUUUUUCAUUUUACCUUGUGAUAUUUCAUUCGAUUAUACUACAGAAACAUGUUCAUUCGCUUUUUGUACAGCUACCCAUCCAAUCUUAAGUAUAUGGGACAGUUGGGCGAAUAAUAUUGUACCAGUGUUUACUAUCGUCAUCUUUAGUAUUGCUCUGAUGGUUCGUGUGUGGUUCAGUAAAUAUCGAAUAGGCCAACGGUUUCAGUGGCGAAAUUAUCGAAAGAUGACAUUUCAAUUAUUGUCAAUAUCUGUUCUUUACUUUUUCCUUUGUUGGCCAUCAUCCAUUUUAUAUAUGGCUUAUACAUUCGGUCUGCCAAAUGACAUAGGUUUCGAUUACUUUUUAAACUCGUUUUAUUUUACUUAUUUCAUAAUGUUGCUGACUCCUUUUGCAUCCAUUAUUUCAUUACCUGAACUUCGAAGAAAACUUCGACAUCUCAUUCGAUUUACUCGACGAGAAAGACAUAUAAUUGUUCCUGCAACAAUUGAAAUAAACAGAGUAAAAGAUCGACAAUGUGUUAAAGGAACAGGUACUGUUCAAUAA